CGUGAGGCCGGAGAUUGAACUGGUAUCAGUCGCUUGCUCCCACAGACAUCCUAGAACGGUGCCUUACAAAUCUUCUGCCCUGCAGCCAAUUCCUCUGCAAGGCUCAGGCUCCUGUGGAUUCAACAGUGCAACGAUGAAGCUAUUAAUCUUUGGGCUUCUUCUGAUGACCUCUGCAGUGUUCGCCCAGCCGGGUAACCGGAUCAUUGGUGGGUACGACUGUGGAGAACGCAGCCGCCCCUACCAGGCGGCCCUCGUAUUUGGACGCAAAGGCAAAUGGAAUAUUUAUUGCGGAGGGUCCUUAAUACAUCCAUGUUGGGUCCUCACUGCUGCCCAUUGCAAACCCAAACUGGGCAUGAAAGUGUGCCUAGGCAAGCAGAACUUGAAGAAGAUAGAAGACACAGAGCAGUGCUUAGGUAUUGCCGAAGCUAAACCACACCCAGAUUACAAAAGAAGCAACAACAACAAGGAUUACAUGCUACUUCGGCUUAAGCCCUGUGCCAGGCUCACUGAGGCUGUAAAGACUAUUCCUCUGCCUUCCAAGUGCCCUGCGGAUAACACACCAUGCACAGUGUCAGGCUGGGGUACCAUAAGAUCUCCUCAAGCAAUGCUUCCAGACACUCUACAAUGUGCAGAUGUGAGCACUGUCCCAAAUCAGAAUUGCAAUAAAGCUUACCGUGGUGCCAUUACACCUUUCAUGAUGUGUGCUGGAGUUCCACAGGGAGGCAUCGACUCCUGCCAGGGUGACUCUGGCGGCCCGCUGGUCUGUGACGGUAAAGUUGAAGGCGUGGUUUCCUGGGGGACCUACGUAUGCGCACAGAAAGGGAAUCCUGGAGUCUAUGCCAAAGUGUGCUGUGUGGUUCCGUGGAUCAAAGACACGAUAAGCAAGCAUGGUAAAUGCUGACCCAAAUCCACAACGCAGGACUCUGGGGAGACGGAACAUCAGCACCGCAUGCCCAGCCUUUUGCGCACAUGUUCCAAUUGAGCGUAACCAUCUUGUGUGCAUGGCUGCCUUCCUCAAACUUUCAAGUCCGUGUCCUGCUAUUGUGACCAAUGCUACAUGUUUGUCCGUGUCUCUCCAGGCGCUGCCUGAGGCUGGUUCAAGUUAUAUGGCUGCUCUAAGUGAAAGCUCGUUCUACUACUUCCCCCUCCCCAUUUCCAUUUUGCCAUAUUGGGGGGAGGGGGUGGAGAGAGAAGGGUAGAAAUUGUGUCUGCAUCAAAAAUACAAUAAGAGAAAAGAGCUGCAGUCGGGGAAAUGGUUGGGCAGUGGAGUCGCACCCGUUCCCCACCUUCUUGUCCCAAGGGUCUGGGAAAGAGGUGAUUGUGUCCACCACAGGUUUUACCCAUUGCAGCCCUUUCUUUAGCCCCAUGCAAAUGAAAGAAGGGGCUAUAAUCAAUUGUGGGGUGGGGGUGGCAAGGAGCUGCGGCAUUAUUCUGGAUCCGGUUUUCUCAGAGACAAAGCAAAUGUGUUCUGCUUUCCCACAUGAUUUCAGCCCCUUUCUACUAUUACAUAUAUGGACAAAAGUUUGCUUUGAAGAUUGAUACGUCGGGCUGAUUUUUGUGAAGCGCUUUGAAUGGCUGAAAGUGCUAUACCAAUGCUAUGUAUUGUUACCAUGAUGGAAGAAGAGAAAAGGGCAGAGACCAGGAAAGUCACAAGAAGUGGGGCGGACCCACUUCCACCCGACACACACAUCCUGUUUGCCCAUUGGUUCCAACUGCAUUUAGCCUCAAAAGUUCUCCCGAUUGACAUGAAGGUCGUUGAAUCCUGCUGUUCUUGACAGUGACCUGUACUGCCUAUUGCUUUGGGUUGGUCCGGGCUGUUCAAAUGCCAUGGUUAUGUAGAUGUGUGAACAGGAAAGGCUUUGAUAGAUGCACUGUAUUACUUCUGAUGAAUGAUGUAUGAGAAGCAGGCUCUUCCCUUCCUGUAGCAGAACAUAUUGUGAGCGGAAGUGGAUAAUGCUAGGAUAUUGGCAAGGGAUGAGAAAAAGCAUCCUAUGAGAGAAUGUUCCAAAAGAGCUUCAUGAACUCUGAUUUUUCUCUGUUUUGUUUAAGGUGUACACAUAGAUUCUCUC
This is a messenger RNA of Eublepharis macularius, 2069 nucleotides long. RefSeq names its product kallikrein-14-like. Gene Ontology annotation, biological process: proteolysis. The record is from RefSeq and is a predicted model, not a curated record. Lineage: Eukaryota; Metazoa; Chordata; Lepidosauria; Squamata; Eublepharidae. The transcript has 5 exons. The coding region runs from base 134 to 901 and encodes 255 amino acids. Gene Ontology annotation, molecular function: serine-type endopeptidase activity.